Molecule: messenger RNA, 1728 nt
Organism: Sordaria macrospora k-hell
Lineage: Eukaryota; Fungi; Ascomycota; Sordariomycetes; Sordariales; Sordariaceae
Molecular function (GO): RNA binding
Source: RefSeq, a predicted model, not a curated record
AUGAACGGGGAUCAUCGUCAGAACGUGAACGCCCCGAGCGCAACCUCCUCCGUCACCGUCAACGCCAACUCUUUCGCUUCUCUGGCCUCCAACCGCGCGAGCCCCUUCUCGUCGUCCACCGCGACAACCAACACAAUGGCAGCCUCAUCCUACCUACCGCGACCUUCGGCCGCUCAGGCUGCCCAAGCCUUCAACAACAGACAAGGCAUGACCUCUCCCGUCGGCUACUACACAGCUGGCAACCCCUUCGAUCGCGACGCUGCCAAGCCUGUCGGAACCCCGUUCGCCGCGACGCCCUCCCCGUCCUAUGCGGUCGCCCGCAUCCGCAAGUUGCCUGCCAACUUCACCGAAGACCAGCUGCGCCUCAUGAUGGCCCUCUCCAAGGAUCUCGUCAAGGCCGAGCUUCUUCCCGCCGAUGUGUCGGACGACGCUGGUUUCCGAACCGCGAUUCUCACAUUCAAGACCUUGGAGGGCGCGCAAGAGACGAGGCAACUCUUGAAUGGCAAGACCAACAUGACCAACGACGCCGAAAUGAUUGUUGAGAUCAUUCAGUCCGACUCCGCAUCCUCGAGUGCCAGGUUCUCGAUUGACACAUCCGUCUCCGCUGCGACAUCGGCGGUCACUUCGCCAACGGCGCUGACGGCGCCCUCUUCCAGACAAGUGUCGCGCUUCAAUGGCACAUUCCAAUCUCUUGACCGAAUGUCGCCGCCCCUUAAUACUGCGUACGGGUCCACCGAGUUGGGCAGCCCCGAGGCCACUGCGCACUACCAGAACCUUUUCUCGGCUCAAUCGCCCAUUGGAAACUACCUCACUGACGGUAGUCGCGCGACCGGCAAGACCUUGAUCAACAACGAUUCUGCAGACGAUGACGAAACGGGCGAGAUUCUCAAGGAAAUCGGCGGCUUUGCUGAAGGCGGCCCCCAGCAACGCCGGUCUACCUCAUCUCAGCUUCCCAUCACGCGCAUGGCAAACUUGUCGCUAAACACAUCGGUUCCCACGACUAUGCCGCAAUCAAUGUCGCACUACUCCCAAUCUAGCAUGGGGGGAAUGGGAGCGCAUUCUGCUACUAUGUCACCCACCAACAUGAUGGGUGGCCCCGUCCCAAUGAUGCCCCAUGCUCAGCCGUAUCGCCAACACCCGCCCGCAAAUCCCGCCGACAUGAACCCUCCUUGUAAUACCCUCUAUGUCGGCAAUCUGCCCAUCGACACCUCUGAGGAAGAGCUCAAGGCCGUGUUUUCCAAAGUGCGGGGAUACAAGCGCCUUUGUUAUAGAACUAAGCACAACGGACCCAUGUGCUUUGUCGAGUUCGAGGACGUUUCUUUUGCCACCAAGGCCCUUAACGAGCUUUAUGGUCAUACGCUCAGCAACAGCAGGAAGGGCGGCAUGCGAUUGAGUUUCUCAAAGAACCCCUUGGGCGUUCGCACCGGUCAGGCGCCUGGCCAGAAUGGCGCAGGCCCCAUGAACGGCAUGAACGGUUUCCCUCACGGGCCCAACACUGGUUUCACAACCGCAAGUGGACCUCCUCCAGGAUUGUCUGCCCCUCCUGGCUUGGGCAUGAACAGGUCCUUGUACUCAGGGUCGCCCAACAUGCUGAACAACGGACACAACCAGUAUACCCCGCCCCCGUUUCCUGGAGGUCAGAACCCUUGGGGUUCGAGCUUCAACGGCUCUGCGCAGCUGAAUGGCAACUCUCAGGCGCAAUUCCCGGCAUACAUGAUGGGAAGAUGA